AUGGGGUUUUGGUGGUCCUUGCUAGUUCUAGCACUCGCUUUCGCCAUCUGCAAGUUCCUUCUCAUUCUCAUUCCUCCCAAGGUUCCUUCUAUCGAUGUCGACGCCUCCGAUGUGUUGGACGAUGGGAGCGAAACACCGGACGACUACAUAUAUGUGCCUCCAAGGGGAACGACGCAGCAAUCGAGCGGGAAAGUUCAGUGCUAUGAGCCUGCUACCAUGAAAUAUUUGGGAUUUGUUCCUUCGUUGACGCCUGAUGAGGUUUGGUUAGAGUCACAGUCAUGGGUGGAAGUAAGCCGAGUUGAUUCUAACCCAGCAAAAACACAGUGCAAUGACAAAGCACUUUUCAUGCUCUUGCAGAGCUUACGUGACUUAAUUGGUGUGUCCUUCCAUGAGUUAGGCUCCUGCAAUGCUGACAGUCUGUCAAUCUUUGUUCCUGGUCGUCUCCUAACUUGCAAUCUAAGCCUUUGCUCUCCAUCAUUAUCUGCUGAAACUUGUCUGAGUGGUUUAUCUUAUUAUCCGUACCUAACAUCAGUUCCAAGAGAAUCUAUGUAUUUUAUAUUAAUAUCUUCACGUGAUACUGGAAAGACAAUGGUAGAUGCCUCUUUUGGAGAAAUAAUGACAACAUGUGAGAAGAUAAAUUGGCUACUUGCAGAGGGAGAGAAAUGCCUAAAACCUGAGUACCGGUCCUCUGGAAGAGCGAUGUUUCAUAAGAGAGCCAGAGUAGAAUUUCAUCCCCUUGGUGUUAUCGGUGCCAUUGUGUCAUGGAACUAUCCUUUUCACAAUAUUUUUAACCCUAUGUUGGCAGCAGUUUUUUCUGGAAAUGGGAUUGUGAUUAAGGUGUCAGAACAUGCUAGUUGGUCUGGAUGCUUUUACUUCCGAAUCAUCCAAUCAGCCCUUGCUGCUAUAGGAGCUCCGGAGGACCUUGUUGAGGUGAUAACAGGGUUUGGUGAAACAGGAGAAGCACUAGUAUCUUCUGUUGACAAAGUCAUUUUUGUUGGAUCACCUGGGAUCGGCAAGAUGAUAAUGAGCAAUGCUGCCGAGACACUUAUACCAGUUACACUGGAGCUUGGUGGAAAAGAUGCAUUUAUUGUUUGUGAAGAUGUAGAUGUGGAUCAUGUAGCUCAAAUUGCUGUCAGGGCUGUUCUUCAGUCAAGUGGGCAGAACUGUGCUGGGGCUGAGCGACUUUAUGUCCACAGGAACAUUUAUGCAUCCUUUGUCAGUAAAGUUACCAAAAUUAUAAAAUCUGUUACAGCUAUCAGCUUGUCUUACCUCUGUUAUAGUCAUGGCCCACCACUUUCUGGGAAGUAUGAUAUGGGAGCUUUAUGUAUGCAUGCACAUUCUGAAAAGCUUGAAGGCCUUAUAAAUGAUGCCUUAGACAAAGGAGCUGAAAUUAUUGCACGUGGAAGUUUUGGACAUAUAGGUGAAGGUGCAGUUGAUCAAUAUUUCCCCCCUACAGUGAUUGUGAAUGUGAAUCACUCAAUGAGAUUGAUGCAGGAAGAGGCAUUUGGACCAAUCAUGCCAAUUAUGAAAUUUAGCAUUGAUGAAGAGGUUGUCAGGCUUGCAAAUGAUUCAAAAUAUGGGCUAGGGUGUGCUGUUUUCUCAGGCAGUCAGAGCCGUGCUAGAGAGAUAGCUUCCCAGAUACAUUGUGGGAUUGCUGCGAUUAAUGAUUUUGGUGCAACAUAUAUGUGUCAGUCCCUGCCAUUUGGGGGUGUGAAACACAGUGGAUUUGGGCGAUUUGGAGGUAUCGAAGGUUUGCGCGCAUGCUGCCUUGUAAAAGCUGUUGUUGAAGAUAGAUGGUGGCCAUUCAUCAAAACCGUGAUACCGAAGCCUCUUCAGUAUCCUGUAGCAGAAAAUGGAUUUGAGUUCCAGGAGUCGCUUGUUGAAGCACUAUUCGGACUCAGCGUAUGGGACCGGUUGCAAGCAUUGGUUAACGGGUUGAAAAUGCUUAAUGAGCAGAACACUACAAGUGGCAGCAGAAAAAAUAAAGAUGACUAA
Sphenostylis stenocarpa is the source of this 1995-nucleotide messenger RNA. Lineage: Eukaryota; Viridiplantae; Streptophyta; Magnoliopsida; Fabales; Fabaceae. The record is from the annotation of a GenBank genome assembly.